UGAUUAGGUCUCUAUCCUAUAAGAAUUUCCUCUUCUUCAAUAUUCCCUUUUUUCUUCUAUCUUUUCACACAAUCCCUUUUCCUAGAUUGUCGUAUGGAAACUUGAAAAACACCAAGAUUCUUCCAUCAAUAUGACUAAAGGGAGUGUGGGAGAUAAUAUUGUUCUAUCCAAUAUGAAUGUGAGUAAUGGUGAUAAGAUGGUGGCACCAAACUCAAAUGGGAAUUUAAAGGGCAAGAACAGUUUGGAGAGUGAGCUUGAGUCGAUACUUCUAAGGCAGCAGCAACAGCAACAUAAUCGCGAUUUAGUUGGUGAACGCGCAAGGGAUUUGAAUAUAUCAAGGAGUGGUAGUGCUCCUCCUACUGUCGAAGGAUCGUUGAGUGCUGUCGGAAGUUUGUUUAGGAAUUCCAAUCUAGCACAAUCUAAUAAUGGUAAUAACAACAACAGUGGUGGUGGUGGUAAUUCUAGCAGUGAUGUUUUGACAGAAGAACAAAUUAGAUCACACCCCGCGUACUUAGCGUACUAUUACUCAAAUGUCAAUCUUAAUCCGAGAUUGCCCCCACCGUUGUUGUCUCGAGAGGAUUGGAGAAUUGCUCAGAGAGUUCAGGCAGGAGGAUGUGGAUUUAUGAACAAGAAUUUGAUGGAACAAGGUGGCGGUUCAUCCUUGUUCGCCAUGCAGCCCGGUUUCCCUAUACAGAGGGCAGAAGAUGAAUUGAUAAAGCUGAGGAAAACUGCUGCGAGGAAUCUUUCACGAGGAACAUUGGAAUCGAGCACUGGAAUUGGCGGAAGGAAAAAGAGUUUCGCGGACAUAGUUCAGGAAGGACUUGACCAACCUAGACGCUCAUCUGCUGAUCUUUCACACCCCAAAAGCACAGAACACACAAAGGCAUCACAUACUGGAAAUGCUCCCCCCGGCUUUUCAAGAUCACCUAGUCCCCGGCUUUCAAUUGACAUAACGGGGUCCAAAGGUCUCAAUGGUGUUUCCUCCGGGAUGACUGACAUAUCUGAUCUUACUAAAUCUUUAUCUCGCCUUCACUAUGAUGAUAAUAUGCAGCAGCAGCCUUGGCUUCAAAAUAGUGUAUCAAAUGGUUAUAGGCAGGGCGUGCAACAACAAUUAAUUGAAUACUAUGGAGCUGAAAACUUAGGUACUGCUCCCGGAUUUGCUGACCAUAAUUCUACCUUCUACCUUGAUGGACAUACGGAUUUCCGAAGGCGUCCUGAGUUUGUGAGUAAAAAAUCUGAAGUCCAGCACCAGGUCAAUAAUUAUCAUACUGUUGAUACUACCGGAUAUUUACCUGGUGGACACAAACAUAAUCAGAAUCUGAACAUGGUGUUGAAUAACAAUCUUGGUUCUCAUCUAAAUGGUGUCAGUGGGAAUGGACGCCUACACCCAACUUCUGGUAACCCGAAAUAUGCAACUGUUCUCCCAGACAAUUCUUCUAAAGGAAGAAAUUUGAUUGGAACUUCUCAUGGAAAUACAGACUUAAAAGUUCUAGGAACAAUGUAUGUUGAGGCACCGCCCCUGCAACAGAACCAACAAUAUUGCUCAUCCUUUAUACGUAAUCCUUGUAGUUUAACGGAUCGGUAUCAUGUGACUCAUGUGCUUGGCUCAGGCCAAGAGAAAAAAAUAGCAAAUUCAUUGCAUGUGACAGUAGGAUCCAGAAGUCCUUUGAGAGAUUCUACCGAUGAAUCUACAAGUUCAUGGCAUUUGGAGAACGGCGCUGAUGGAAGUGUUGCACCAUCUCUGCUGGAAGAUCUCAAGAACAACCCAAGGUCUUUGGGCCUUUUGGAUGUUCUCAAUCAUGUUGUAGAAUUCAGUAAGGAUCAGUAUGGAAGUCGAUUUAUUCAAAAGAAGCUGGAAACUGCCACUGUUGAAGAAAAGAUGAAGAUAUUCCGAGAAAUUCUUCCUCAUGCUCACAGUUUAAUGACCGAUGUCUUUGGAAAUUAUGUCAUACAAAAGUUCCUUGAGCAUGGGACGGAGAGCCAAAGAAAAGAACUCGCAAGGCAACUUAUCGGUCAUGUUCUGCCUCUGAGUCUUCAAAUGUAUGGUUGCAGAGUUAUUCAGAAGGCUUUGGAGGUCUUUGAUGUGGAACUGCAGAAGCAAAUGGCUACAGAACUAGAUGGCUAUGUGAUGAAAUGUGUUCGUGAUCAGAACGGUAAUCAUGUCAUUCAGAAGUGCAUAGAAUAUGUACCUCAAGAUCGAAUUUACUUUAUUGUAGCUUCCUUCUUCGGGCAUGUUGUGUCUCUAUCAACACAUCCUUAUGGCUGCCGUGUCAUUCAGAGAGUCCUUGAGUACUGCAACAACCCGGAGACACAAAAGAUCAUCAUGGAUGAAAUAAUGCAGGCUGUGGGUACUCUAGUGCUGGAUCAGUAUGGAAACUAUGUCAUUCAGCAUGUACUCCAACAUGGUAAACCACAUGAGAGGUCUGAUAUAAUACACAAGCUUACUGGACAAAUUGUGAAGAUGAGUCAGCACAAGUACGCUUCUAAUGUCGUUGAGAAGUGCUUGAUUUUUGCAACUCCAGAGCAGCGUCAAAUUCUGGUUAAUGAGAUGCUUGGUUCGACAGAAGAAAAUGAACCUCUACAGGCUAUGAUGAAGGAUCCCUUUGGAAACUAUGUAGUGCAAAAGGUUCUCGAGACAUGUGAUGAUCAGAGCCGUGAACUCAUUCUUUCUCGCAUUAGGAUACAUCUUACUGCCCUCAAGAAAUUCACUUAUGGAAAACACAUUGUAUCUCGUGUUGAAAAGCUCAUCGCUACAGGAGAGAAACACGUGGCUUUAUCGUUGAAUUCUUCUCGAGGCAAUCCAGUUUUGAAGAACUGAAGACAUUCUUUUUGUACAGCUGAUAAAUAAUUGUAAAUAAGCAGCAAUCCAGUUUUGCUUCUGCCUAAAUAAGUCUUUUAAUUUCCUUUCUUGAAAUGUAAAUGGAAACCUGUAAUUAUUUUUCACUAUGAGCUGCUAGGGUAGAGAAAUGAGGCAACUUCUUAUAUACAUGUUUUUUUUGAACUACUGUAAAUAAGCUGAUACUUCUCAAGCAUAAGAAUUUGAGGAUAUUUUACAUAUGAUUUUUUGUAUAAUCAUCUGGUACACGGAAUUCAUUGGCCUGACUAAUCAAGAUUCGCACCUCAUAAGGCCUUUUGACGGAGAAGCACGUCGUACCAGAGAUUUCUCAUUCUUAGGGCUCGAACUUGAGAUCUCUAGUCAAGUGUGGAGAGAUUUUAUCCAUCCCACCACAUUUCUUGGUGGUUACAUAUGAAAAAUGUCGCUCACCUUUUUUAAU
Messenger RNA from Lycium barbarum (goji berry), 3275 nucleotides. Its product is annotated as pumilio homolog 4-like. The coding region runs from base 131 to 2818 and encodes 895 amino acids. The transcript has 11 exons. NCBI's taxonomy places the organism in Eukaryota, Viridiplantae, Streptophyta, Magnoliopsida, Solanales, Solanaceae. Gene Ontology annotation, biological process: post-transcriptional regulation of gene expression. Gene Ontology annotation, molecular function: mRNA binding. The record is from RefSeq and is a predicted model, not a curated record. Gene Ontology annotation, cellular component: cytoplasm.